Molecule: messenger RNA, 546 nt
Organism: Paracoccidioides lutzii Pb01
Exons: 4
Coding region: 1-546 (181 amino acids)
Source: RefSeq, a predicted model, not a curated record
AUGGACGGUGUGGGAACUGAGACAAUAUUGGACUUUAUGGUCAUUGGAGCUAGUCGACAAGAUACAGUUCAUGGACCCCCUCGAAGAACUGUGACGGAUGUUGAAAACGAUCAGAAAAAGUUGUGGAAUUUUGUCUUGGUCUGUGUUCUGGAACAACUAGAUAACUACAACAUAAGACUACAUCCUCCCAUCCCUUCCGGCUUCCAAAUUUCCAAACCCCGCCCCCGCCUCCGCCCCCCUUCCCUCCUUCUAGUUUCUCACUCACCUGUACCCAUAAUCAUCAUGAGACUCUCGUUAGCCAACAUUCUCAUUGCCAUCCUCUCAUAUAACUACACAGCACUAGCAAUGCCACUUAAAAGCCAUACUCCAAAUGCGGACAAUAUUUCUGUCCUGGCAUCGGGGGAACAGAGUGUUCAGCAACGUGGAGUCUCGGAUACGCGCUCUGCAAUCUCAAGUAUCCGAACGUGGGUUCUGGGCGGAGUUUUUGCAGGAGAUGCGUUGAGACGAAUUGCGAGAUGGAGGGAUGUGAUAAAAUAUGAGGGAUGA